AUGAUAUCGACUUUAAUCAUAGUUUUUGUUUCAUUGCUCGGUUUGUCAGGUGUAUAUUCGACCCAUUUCGAUUGUUUUGAACGACCUGAUACUGGGGUGGGUCGUGCAUAUUUUGAAGUUUAUGCUUGGCAAGCAAGUAAUAGAACAUGCACAAAAUUUAUUUAUGGUGGCUUGUAUGGUAAUCGAAAUAGAUUUGAAACAAGUGAAGAAUGCUAUCGAUCAUGUCAUAAUGCUGUUCUACAUCAUCAAUUAGAUUUUAAAUCAACUCAUCGCUAUAGUGCAGUUAAUCGUUUACAUGAAAUUGUUCAAAUUGCACUUCAUUUAGAAAAAGUUGAUAAUGGUUAUUUUAAAUUAAUCGUUCAACCUCAAGGAAAAGCACUUGGUAUAACUAAUAAACAUAAUACAACAAGUAUUGAAGUACAACAAUCCAAUAAUAAUCAAACACAACAUUGGGAUAUUAUUCCAACGGGAGAAAAAGAUUAUUUUAGAAUUAAAACACGAACAGUGCCAUAUGGUCAUUCGGAUUAUAUGUUUUUACAAGUUGCUCAUACUGAUAAAAUACAUGUUAAUUUAGAUCGGCGUGAUAAUACUUAUCUUGGUCAACAAUGGCGAUUUGUUUAA
Rotaria sp. Silwood2 is the source of this 621-nucleotide messenger RNA. NCBI's taxonomy places the organism in Eukaryota, Metazoa, Rotifera, Eurotatoria, Philodinida, Philodinidae. The record is from the annotation of a GenBank genome assembly.